UAUGGGAAAACUUCACGGUACAUUAGCAAAGGCUGGUAAAGUCAGAAAACAAACACCUAAAAUUGAAAAGUAAGUUAGAAGACACAAAAUUCCAAAGGGAAGAGCUUAUAAAAGAAUUUGCUUUAACAGAAGGUUAUUGAUUUAUGAUGUAAUACAUUAGAUUUGGAACAGCUGUUGCUGGAACAGGUCCUUAAUAAAGGAAAAAAGGACCAAAUUGGCAUGCAGGCAGAAAGGAUUUAAUUGAAGAGGAAAGAAAGAAAUAAGUUGAAUAAAGAAGAUAAAGAAAGAAGGAUGUACCAAAAUGAUU
Messenger RNA from Paramecium pentaurelia, 307 nucleotides. NCBI's taxonomy places the organism in Eukaryota, Ciliophora, Oligohymenophorea, Peniculida, Parameciidae. The record is from the annotation of a GenBank genome assembly.